Messenger RNA from Ambispora gerdemannii, 696 nucleotides. The record is from the annotation of a GenBank genome assembly. NCBI's taxonomy places the organism in Eukaryota, Fungi, Glomeromycota, Glomeromycetes, Archaeosporales, Ambisporaceae.
AUGCAUACACCAACUAUUUUCGACCAAACUGAUCGCACCGGAACCGCCCGCUACGACGGCGCCGGCUCCGAUGAAUAUUUAAGUGAUUCGAGCAGUUGUAUUGAUAAUAGAUCCGACUUAGGAUCAGAUGGUUAUAAUGACUAUGAGUCUAAUUAUGAGUCGGAUAAUGAAGAAGCUACCUGCGCUUCAACCAGCACUAUCAAGACUCCAUUGGUUCAACCACCAAAUGUAAAAGAGCGAAAGAUUAAUGUGGCAUAUACUUUAAGGCAGGAAAAGUUUAAUGAUAAUUUUUCUUCCAAGGACUUGCUAAAUGCCAUUCAAGAAAUUUUCCUAUCACCACCUAGAGAUAUGUUAGAUGAAAAAGGGUCAUUGGAAUAUCUCCCAAUUUAUUCAUUUCUCUUUCCGAAUGAAAAAGGCUCUAGUUUAUAUAAUGCUUAUGACCGGGAUGAAGUGGAAGAUAAAUUGGUUAUCAAAAUCGAUCAAGACGAUCGAGCCCCAAAGUUUUCCGUUGCAGAUGACAUUUCAGAAAUAUACGGUUUGCCCGGGAUUCAUGAAUCUAUUAACGGUCAAAAACCUUUAAGAGCCGUGAUUGAUAUAGAUGCUUCGCGGGAAGAUAUGGAAACGACUGGUGUUAAGACGCAAGAAUUGGAAAAAUAUUCUCAAUGGGUUAGUUAUUGCUACAUCUUCAGAUUAUAG